Messenger RNA from Microthlaspi erraticum, 834 nucleotides. Lineage: Eukaryota; Viridiplantae; Streptophyta; Magnoliopsida; Brassicales; Brassicaceae. The record is from the annotation of a GenBank genome assembly.
AUGGCAAGGAGUCACCGGUUUAGCUUCCGGUUACUCUUUCUCCUUCUUAUAAGCUUCGAAACGGCACGGCGUUUCUCUUCCGCUGAUCCAAACGACGAGACGUGUUUAAAGAAUCUCCGGCAGAGCUUAGAGGAUCCGGCGAGUAAUCUCCGGAACUGGACGAGCAACGUUUUCUCCAACCCUUGCUCCGGCUUCACCUCUUACCUCCCCGGUGCUACCUGUAACAAUGGCCGAAUCUACAAGCUAUCCCUCACUAAUCUCUCCCUCCGUGGCUCAAUCUCUCCGUUUCUCUCCAACUGUACCAACCUCCAAUCCCUAGAUCUAUCCUCGAAUCAGAUCUCCGGUGAAAUCCCGCCGGAGAUACAGUUUCUCGUCAACCUCGCCGUCCUCAACCUCUCGUCUAACCGUCUCUCCGGCGAAAUCUCCCCGCAGCUCGCGCUCUGCGCUUACCUCAACGUCAUCGAUCUCCACGAUAACCAGCUCUCCGGUCCGAUUCCUCAGCAGCUAGGACUCCUCGCGAGGUUAUCGGCGUUCGACGUGUCGAAUAACAAACUCUCCGGCCAGAUUCCGACGUAUUUGUCGAACAGGACUGGGAAUUUCCCGAGGUUUAACGCGAGCUCGUUCGUGGGGAACAAGGGAUUGUACGGAUAUCCGUUGCAGGAGAUGAGUAAAAGCAAAGGCUUAUCGGUGAUGGCGAUCGUUGGGAUUGGGCUCGGAAGUGGGAUCGCGAGCUUGAUGAUUAGUUUCACAGGUGUUUGUAUUUGGUUGAGGAUCACGGAGAAGAAGAUUGCUGAAGAAGAAGGCAAGAUUAGUCAAUCAAUGCCUGAUUACUAA